Molecule: messenger RNA, 1839 nt
Organism: Saprolegnia parasitica CBS 223.65
Lineage: Eukaryota; Oomycota; Saprolegniomycetes; Saprolegniales; Saprolegniaceae
Exons: 11
Coding region: 40-1785 (581 amino acids)
Biological process (GO): protein ubiquitination
Cellular component (GO): membrane; Cul4A-RING E3 ubiquitin ligase complex
Source: RefSeq, a predicted model, not a curated record
UCAUCGUCGCAUUCGAGAGUCGAGGACGACGUGGACGGGAUGCUGCUGCUGCGCUGGUCGUCUCUCUGUGCGCUCGGCCUCGUCGCCGCCGUCGCCCACGCGCAGAGCUUGCGCCUGCAUGCCAACACGACCUCCGUGCAGGUGGCCGACGCCUUGUAUGGCACCUCGUGCAGCCAGCGCGACGACUGCGGCUUCUUGCCUGGCCUCGCCUGUAUCAACAACCUCUGCGCCUACUGCCAGACCGACGCGCAGUGCGGCGCGACGCUGAGUGAUGGCUCCAAGCGCUGCCAUGUGCAGAGCGGGCGCUUCGUGCGCGUGCCAACGACCUCGGACACGGCGGCGUUCCGCCUCGACCCGGUCACGUACUGCAUCGAGAAGGACCUCUUUGCCCCGUUCACGCGCGCCGAUGCGUUCUCGACGUUCAUGGCGUUUCUUGCGGCCGCCCUCGGCGCGGGCUGCGGCGUCGGCGGCGGCGGGCUCCUCGUGCCGCUCUACAUUCUCGUGGUGGGCCUUGGCCCCAAGCACGCGAUCCCGCUCUCGAAAGCCACGAUUUUUGGCGCGGCCGUCGCUACGUUCCUCGUCAACUACCCGCGCAAACACCCGCACAAGCCGCACCGACCGGUCAUCGACUAUGCGCUCGCAGGCAUGAUGGAGCCGCCGACGCUCAUUGGCACCAUCUUUGGCGUCAUGGCCAACCGCACGUUUCCCCCAUGGCUCAUCCUCGUCUUGCUCAUCACGCUCCUCUCGUACAUCUCGUACAAGACGACGCUCAAGGGCAACAAGCUCUUUGCCAAAGAACAAAUCGAGCUUGCAAAAGCGGCCAGCGACGGCAACUCGAUCCAGUCGCCAAAAGAUACGCUUUCGCUCAUGUACCACGAGAAGCGCCAGCGCAUCACGGCGGCGGUCGCGGCCAAGAAAUGGCUGCUCCUCACCCGCACCAACAAGAAGCGCCGGGCGCUCGUGGCCCAGGACGAAGAAGACUUUCAGAGCCUGCCGCCGCUGGACCUGCCCGUCGCCAACAAGAAGGCAUUUCUCAAGGAGAUGAAGCUCAACAUUGAGCGCCUUGAGAGCAUCGUGUUUCCGUGGCGCUGCGUGCUCCCGCUCGUCGUGUGCUGGGUCGUGCUUCUCGUGCAGAUGCUCUUUCUUGGCGGCCACGGCUCGCCCAGCCUCGUUGGAAUCCACUGCGGCUCGCCCAUGUACUGGGCCCUGACGUUCACUCCGCUCCUCGUCCUCGUGUACAUUACCUACCACAUGGGACUCAACCUCCGCCUUCGCAACCGUCUCCUCGUCGUGAGCGGCACGCCGUUCGUUGACGGCGACGUCCACUGGACCAAGCGCACAACGCAAGUGGUGUUUCCGCUCUACUGCUUUUUCGCAGGCAUCGCCGCCGGCCUCCUUGGCAUUGGCGGGGGCAUGGUCAAGGGGCCCGUCAUGCUUGAGAACGGCAUCCUUCCGGUCGUGCAAACGUCGACCGCGUCGUUUAUGAUUCUCUUCACGUCCUCGGCGACCACGCUCCAAUUUGCGAUCGCGGGCAUGUUUCCCGGCCAGCUCCAAUACGAUUAUGUGGUUUGGUACAUUUUCGUGGGCUUUGGCGGCGGUCUUUUUGGCCAAAAGUGCGUCGGGUACCUCUUGAAAAAGUACAACCGGACGUCGCUCCUCGUGUACAUUCUCGCGUUCACGAUCGGCCUCUCGGCGCUCUGCAUGGGCUACAUUGGCUACCAAACCGCCAAGCACGACGUGGAGAAGGGCAUCGACCUCGGCUUCGCGAGCGUCUGCGGCGCUUAAGUACAGACCCACGACUCGAUAACUUGAUACAAAGCGACUGCUGUCUUGUACGGA